AAGGGCUCGGGCACCGGGGACCCGGCCCCUUGUCUCGAGGAGUAGAGUGCCGUAGCCGGGAUGGGCGUGCGGGGCCCGGCGGGGCGCCCCCGGGCCCCCCGCCCCGAACAAAGAGAGGGGCGGAGCGGCCCCGCGCCCCGGCGGCCCUUGCGGUCGUCGCUUAGCAACGCCCCGCCCGCCCACCCGCCCCGCCGGCCCGGAGCUCGGCAGCCCGGCAGCCCGGCGGGGGGCAACGGGACCGGUCGGGAGGCGGCGGCGGCGGGGGCAGCGCCGCGGCGGGGCCGGGCCCGGAGCGCUGCGCCCGGGCCGCUGCAGGGAUGUGCCCGGAGAGCGCGGGGGGCCCGGGACAGGCCGCGGCGGGGAGCCCGGCAGUGCGGGGAGGGCGGCAGCAGCUGGGACAGGUGCUGGGGUGCAGCUUUGCCGGUGAGCCAUGGGGCAGGAGCAGAGAUUUUGAUGCCUCUCCCGGGAGUCCCUAGAGCCAUGACUGCAACUGUGCAGACGCUGCGGUUCAAGCUGCUGCCGCACGAGCCGGGCCAGGACUGGGGGCACAGCUGCCAGCAGGAAAUCGAGCGUCGUUACCAGGUGGUGCCCUCGGUGGUGUGCGCCAUGUGCUGCCUCUUCGGCAUCAUCUACUGCUUCUUUGGUUACCGUUGCUUCAAGGCUGUUAUGUUCCUGACAGGGUUGAUGUUCGGCUCCAUCAUCAUCUUCAUGCUGUGCUACAAGGAGCGGGUGCUAGACACGCAGCUGAGCGUGGAGGCCUCGGUGGGCAUUGGGCUGGGCAUCGGGGUCCUGUGUGGACUGGUCACCAUGCUGGUGCGCAGCGUUGGCCUCUUCAUGGUGGGGCUGCUCCUGGGGCUGCUGCUGGCAGUGGCCACGCUGGUGGUGAUGGAGCAGUUCUACCACCCGCCAACAGUGUGGAUCCCCAUUGCACUGCUCCUGGGUGUGGGGAUGCUCUUUGCCGUCCUCACCCUGCAAUGGCAGCGCUUCUUCACCACUCUUUCCACCGCCGUCUUCGGCAGCGCCAUCAUGACUGUCACUGUCGACUACUUCAUCGAGCUCUUCCUCCUGGUGCAGUAUAUCUAUGAGCGCAUCAAAGUGGCUCCUGCUCGCCCCGUGUGCUGGUACAGCUGGGUCAUCCUGGGCAUCUGGCCGCUCCUCACCACACUGGGUGUCCUGGUCCAGUGGAAGGUCACAGCUGAGGGCUACUCCCACACUGAAGUGAUCAUCAGCCGGCAGCAGCGCCGCGUGCAGCUGAUGCGCAUCAAGCAGCGGGAGGAUCGAAAAGAGAAAAAGAAGAAGCGGAGACCCCACCACCCGCCACCCCACCAGCACAAAGCCCACCCACCCGAGCCCGCCUACCGCCGCAAGCCCAAUCCUGUGCGCCGCUUCGAUGGGGACGUGCUCUCCCCCGUGAGUCCUGUGCCCAGGAGCUACAUCCAGAGUUUCCGAGAGCGGCAGACGGGGCCGUCCCUGAACAGCCUCAUUGCCAGCACCCACGCAGUGGUGGACCUGGACUAUGACUGCAGCUCCACUGUGCCCCUCACCACGGGCUCUGGCCCUGCCGUGCGGGUAUAAGCCAACCCAGUGACCUCGAGUGACACCAGCACCCCAGCCUGCUCCGACAGACCCCCUAGGACAGAUGGGGCUGUGCCCUUGGCCCCGGGGUGGCCACCUGCGCCUUGGGGCUGUGGAUAGAGACCCUUCCUGGGGACUUGCGGGACUUGUCUGGGUGAGCCCUGGCUGCCUGCGGGGUCUGGAGGUGCUGGGGGAGCCCUCCAGCAGGGACUCAGCCCAAGGACUGUGGACAUCAGCACCUAUGGACGCAUAGUGCAAGCAGCUCUACUGGGGCAGAGGGUUCCUGUGCCCCUACUGCCAUGUUUCCCUAUGGCCUGGGCACACUCAUCCUGCAUCCCAACAUCUCCCUCCCCAUGUUUGAGCCCCCCUUCCCCAAGAGCAGCUCCUUGUGCCUGUCCCCACCCCAUCGCACCUUCCCCAGCAACUCCCCAAGUGCCUGUGUCCCACAUCCCUUCCUCAAAGAGCAGAUCCACCAGCCCUUGCUUCUCCAGGGACUCCCCCAAGCAUGUGUGCCCUGUCCCACCCCGGCCCUGAGAUCAGCUUUCAGGCAGUGCUUCCCAAACCUGCCUCCUCAGAAGGUCCCCCUCCCCUAGACACCCACCCUGCCCCACAGAACUGCUUCUCUCCCCACUUUUUCCUGAGCUGGACCAAGGUGGUUCUGGGGCAGAGGCUGCCAGGGCCAGGCAGUUCCCGUGAAGUGGCUGUCCUGGGGUGAUGCCUUGUGCACCCCCCAAAGUGUUUUGAUGGGAGACAAGACACUGGAUCCAGCCUUUGGGCAGAGGCUGGGCUGCCUCAGGGAUGCAGGGACCCCCGUGGCAUCAGAAGCUGUCGCUGUUUUGCUGGCGACUGGAUUUUAUAGUGGCCAGGGGGAACGCUGAGGCUGGGCCAAGCCUCAGGACAGGGCAGGAGCCCCAGAGCGGUGCUACGGGCAGAGGCUCCCGUCUUGUAUAUAACUCUCUUGCUAUGAUUUGUAUUAAUUUAUUACAGAGUGAACCAGGAUUUCCCCUUGGCCAGGCGGGCAGGAUGGUGGUGAGACUGGACCAGGGUGCCCCCCUGCUUUGGGAGCCCCUCCUCAGCCCAGCCAGCCCCACUGCCCCAGGAAUUGCACGUUUCUGCCAGGUGCCCCCAUCUCUGCAGCGCCACGCUGCUGUCCCCCUUUUCAGUCUCUUUUGUAAAUGUGCCAAAUGCUGCUGAGGCCACAGCCACACAGUAAAGAGCCUUUCGGA
Molecule: messenger RNA, 2801 nt
Organism: Columba livia (rock pigeon)
Lineage: Eukaryota; Metazoa; Chordata; Aves; Columbiformes; Columbidae
Gene: TMEM198
Product: transmembrane protein 198
Exons: 5
Coding region: 61-1575 (504 amino acids)
Biological process (GO): positive regulation of canonical Wnt signaling pathway
Cellular component (GO): plasma membrane; cytoplasmic vesicle
Source: RefSeq, a predicted model, not a curated record